AUGGCUAUGGUCAACGGCUCCGUCCCGCGAUGGGUAGCGGACCUUCAGUCUCCCCCGGCUUCAAAGUCCAAGGUCCCCGGCAUCUCCGACCCUCCAGGCUACCCGUCGCAGUUCACUGGCUCUAAGAAACAGAAGGACCAGAAGGUUCAGCCGCGCAAACAACAAUCACCCGAAGAGAUGGACACGUUGAAGGUCAAGAAGGCGUGGGAGGUCGCCCUCGCCCCCGUCAAGAACCUGCCCAUGACGGCCAUCAUGAUGUACAUGUCCGGCAACUCGCUCCAGAUUUUCAGCAUCAUGAUGGUAUUCAUGGCGUUCAAGAACCCUCUCGCCGGCCUGACGGCGGUCAACCAGGCGUUCGAGAGAUUCGAGUCGGAAACAAACAAGGGAAAGAUGCUCCAGGUCAAGCUGGCAUACGUGGCGAUGCAAUUUGUCGCGCUUGGUUUGGCUGUGUGGAAGGUCAAUUCGAUGGGACUAUUGCCGACGACGCGAUCAGAUUGGUUGGCAUGGGAAAUUUUGAAGCUCUAUCACAAGCACUUGCACAUGCUCACCGGAAACGAGACCGCAAACGGAAAGCUCCAUGGACAGAGUCGUCACAAUCGCGAAGGUGUCACAACAAGUCGGGUCAACGACGGACGUCUCACCGUGUUCCAGCCUCCCAUAUCGUACGGCUGCUACGUCCUCGCUUAUCCGAGAGAAACCGGGGCUGAGACGCUACUGGCCGCCAGAGAUCGAGGCCAGGGCGGCACACCGGAAGACGAGCGUACUACGGAGCGGAUGCUGGCCGUAAAGCACCUUGAUCUAGUCUCCUUCGAUGUCGCUGAACCGACCCGCAUUCUCCGCCGGAGGGGUUGA
Molecule: messenger RNA, 852 nt
Organism: Colletotrichum karsti
Lineage: Eukaryota; Fungi; Ascomycota; Sordariomycetes; Glomerellales; Glomerellaceae
Exons: 4
Coding region: 1-852 (283 amino acids)
Biological process (GO): protein folding in endoplasmic reticulum
Cellular component (GO): EMC complex
Source: RefSeq, a predicted model, not a curated record